This is a messenger RNA of Perkinsus marinus ATCC 50983, 573 nucleotides long. RefSeq lists its product as hypothetical. Lineage: Eukaryota; Perkinsozoa; Perkinsida; Perkinsidae. The record is from RefSeq and is a predicted model, not a curated record. The coding region runs from base 1 to 573 and encodes 190 amino acids. The transcript is spliced from 5 exons.
AUGAACCAUAUUGAUGGUAUUAUACGUUUUGUGAAGGACGACUCUGAAGUAGUGUCAGUGGCAAAUAUUGGAUUGGUGAAGGUAUCAGGUUUCUUACAAGAAAGUCUGCAAGAAGCUAAUGCGUCUAUACGGGUCAAUAACGAUGGCAGAGUUUUAGCCUAUGGAUUCGAUAGACCAGGCAAGUGUAUUGAGUUGACAGAGAGAUGGGAUAAGGAGAGGGUCGUCCAGCAGCGAACUCGGGUGCUCGUCCCUCAGCCGAAUGUUGUCUCGAAAGUGGCUGAGACUGAGCUUUCGGUAUUGGCCAAUCUUAUUGCGCCACCAUCAGAGGGAGGGGAAGGACAGAGGUUCACUCUGAGGUUGUUCGAGGAUGUUGAUGAUGCUACUCCUAUGGAUAACGUCGAGGCAGCUGAUGAUGAGGUGCAUGAGGAACCGGAGACUAUCACAGCUGCUGUGGCAACUGAGUCCUACAGAGGUGCCCUUAAGGAUCUCGAAGAUGAUUUGGAGGAAGCUAUCGGUGGUAGUAAUAGUGCAGUUAGCGGUGAGGAAGAGGAAGAUCUACUCGAUCUCCUGUGA